AUACUGAUUUAUUACUGCAGACCUAAACGAACACCCCAGCAGUCAAUUAUUGAAGCAAAAAAGAAAAUUCGGCUGGGCCACGAUAAGUAUUGCAACUGCUGUUGCUGUACAUCACAUCCCACAUAUUAUAAAUAUGUCCAGCCGAAAGUACCCAAAUCUUUUGCGCCUGUUCGCUAUUAUUGGAAAUCAAAUGUUUCCAUGGAUAAAGAUACGACGUAUCGUCUUUCCUAUUGGGAAAAUGCCGCUACUACGACUGAACCCAUUCGCCCUGAGGAUAAUCUGACAUGCGGCGACACACCGAUGUCUGAUGAAACAACGCACAAAGUAUAACGCACAUUUUGCA
Messenger RNA from Pogonomyrmex barbatus (red harvester ant), 343 nucleotides. RefSeq names its product folliculin-interacting protein 2. Gene Ontology annotation, cellular component: cytoplasm. Gene Ontology annotation, molecular function: microtubule binding; protein-folding chaperone binding; ATPase inhibitor activity. The record is from RefSeq and is a predicted model, not a curated record. Lineage: Eukaryota; Metazoa; Arthropoda; Insecta; Hymenoptera; Formicidae.